Messenger RNA from Chroicocephalus ridibundus (black-headed gull), 2550 nucleotides. RefSeq names its product tumor protein p73 (gene TP73). The record is from RefSeq and is a predicted model, not a curated record. Gene Ontology annotation, cellular component: nucleus. Gene Ontology annotation, molecular function: RNA polymerase II cis-regulatory region sequence-specific DNA binding; DNA-binding transcription factor activity, RNA polymerase II-specific; protein binding. Lineage: Eukaryota; Metazoa; Chordata; Aves; Charadriiformes; Laridae. Bases 85 to 2034 code for a protein of 649 amino acids. The transcript has 14 exons. Gene Ontology annotation, biological process: apoptotic process; protein tetramerization; regulation of transcription by RNA polymerase II.
GCGGCGCGGAGGUGCCGUCUCUGCUGGAGGGAAAGGCCCGGCUCCUUCCUGAAGCUGCGGCUGCCCUGGGCCAGGGGAAGCAGCAUGGAAGCAGGGGCGAUCUAUCCUCUGUCAGACUCCCCCUCGGUGAAGAUGUCCCAGUCAUCGCCAGCUGACGAAGGCACAACGUUUGAGCACCUCUGGAGCACGCUGGAGCCAGACAGCACCUACUUCGACCUGCCUCCGUCCAACCACACCGGCAGCAAUGAGGUCUCCGACCGCACGGAGGUCACGAUGGACGUCUUCCAGAUGAGAAGCAUGAAUGACUCGGUCAUGUCCCAGUUCAAUUUGCUGAACAACAGCAUGGAUCAGAGCAUCGGCAGCAGAGCAGCCUCCACCAGCCCCUACAGCUCCGAGCACACCUCCAAUGUCCCAACGCAUUCGCCCUACUCGCAGCCCAGCUCUACCUUCGACGCCAUGUCCCCAGCGCCCGUCAUCCCCUCCAACACCGACUACCCCGGUCCCCACCACUUUGAGGUGACCUUCCAGCAAUCCAGCACCGCCAAGUCAGCCACCUGGACAUACUCCCCGCUGCUGAAGAAGCUCUACUGCCAGAUCGCAAAAACAUGUCCCAUCCAGAUCAAGGUGUCCACCCCCCCGCCCCCAGGCACCAUCAUCCGGGCCAUGCCCGUCUACAAGAAGGCAGAGCACGUCACCGAGGUGGUGAAACGCUGCCCCAACCACGAGCUCGGCCGCGACUUCAACGACGGCCAGUCAGCCCCUGCCAGCCACCUCAUCCGGGUGGAAGGCAACAACCUCUCCCAGUACGUGGACGACCCCGUGACGGGAAGGCAGAGCGUGAUGGUGCCCUACGAGCCCCCGCAGGUGGGGACCGAGUUCACCACCAUCCUGUACAACUUCAUGUGCAACAGCAGCUGCGUGGGAGGAAUGAACAGGAGGCCCAUCCUCAUCAUCAUCACCCUGGAGACGAGAGACGGGCAGGUCCUAGGAAGGAGAUCGUUCGAGGGACGGAUCUGCGCCUGUCCCGGCAGAGACCGCAAAGCGGAUGAAGACCAUUACCGAGAGCAGCAGGCCCUGAACGAGAGCGCAGCUAAAAACGGCAACGCCAACAAACGCACCUUCAAGCAGAGCCCCCAGGGCAUCCCAGCGCUGGGCACCGGCAUUAAGAAACGGAGGCACGGGGAGGAGGAGAUGUAUUACGUGCCCGUGCGAGGCCGGGAGAACUUCGAGAUCCUGAUGAAGAUAAAGGAGAGCCUGGAGCUGGUGGAGCUGGUCCCGCAGCAGCUGGUUGACUCCUACCGGCAGCAGCAGCAGCAGCUCCUGCAGCGGCAGACUCAGCUGCAGACCCCGUCCUCCUACGGGCCCGUCCUUUCGCCCAUGAAUAAAGUUCACGGCGGGGGAAUCAACAAGCUGCCCUCCGUCAACCAGCUGGUGGGGCAGCCGGCGCAGCACGGCUCCGGCUCCGCGCCCGGCCUGGGGCCCAUGGGACCCGGGAUGCUGAACAGCCACCCCAUGCAACCCAACGGAGAAAUGAACGGCGGCCACUCGUCCCAGCCCAUGGUCUCCGGAUCACACUGCACCCCCCCGCCGCCCUACAACCCCGACCCCAGCCUCGUCAGUUUUUUGACAGGAUUGGGGUGUCCAAACUGCAUCGACUAUUUCACCUCACAAGGGUUACAGAAUAUUUACCACCUGCAGAACCUAUCCAUAGAGGAUCUCGGAGCACUGAAGAUCCCGGAGCAGUACAGGAUGAUCAUCUGGAGGGGGCUGCAGGAGCUCAAGCAGAGCCACGACUACGGGGCGCAGCAGCUCAUCCGCUCCAGCAGCAACGCCUCCACCAUCUCCAUCGGCAGCUCGGGCGAGCUGCAGCGGCAGCGCGUCAUGGAGGCCGUGCACUUCCGCGUGCGCCACACCAUCACCAUCCCCAACCGCGGCGGGGCCGACGAGUGGGCAGACUUUGGGUUCGACCUCCCGGACUGCAAAUCUCGCAAACAGUCCAUAAAGGAAGAAUUCACGGAGGGGGAGAUCAACUGAGGGUCUCCAGAAGGCAGCAGCGAGAGACCCGGGGGGGGGAAAUGAACCCCUCUAUGAAAAAUAUUUUCAGCCUUGGGUGUCUGGAAAAGUGUAAUUUUGUUGUCCAGAGGGGAACUGCGAGCGGUGCGAGAAAGAAGGGCCCCGAGCCACGAGAGGACUCGGCGGUGGCUCCGGCAGAGCUGGGGGGCGGCGGGCGGCAAUGGCAGCUGACCCAACGCCGCCGGGGGGGGGGGGCACCUGCUGGUGCUUCACAGCGGUUUGUGUUUUAACGGAGGGUCCCGCAGCCGACGGACGUGGCGUAGAGACGUUUUUCUCUUUGUGAGACCAGCCUUGGUUACUGCUUACCCACCCCCGUUCCGUAUCUCCGUGGUGCCCAAACCCGCCGGGUCUCCAUCGCCGCAGGAAGGACCCAGCCCUCCCCCCUGCAGAGACCCCCGCCAGCGACUGCCACGCACCCCCCUGUCCCGAGGGACUGCCAAAAAGUACCCGUCUCCUUCAGUGCUUUGUAGAGCAGAA